This is a messenger RNA of Centruroides sculpturatus (bark scorpion), 2264 nucleotides long. RefSeq names its product protein DGCR14-like (gene Es2). Bases 96 to 1502 code for a protein of 468 amino acids. The record is from RefSeq and is a predicted model, not a curated record. Lineage: Eukaryota; Metazoa; Arthropoda; Arachnida; Scorpiones; Buthidae. The transcript has 7 exons. Gene Ontology annotation, cellular component: catalytic step 2 spliceosome.
AUGGCGCUGGGUGUCGAUGUCGUAGCUAUAAUGGAGGAUCGUUCAGUUGGAGAGUUUUAUUCGAUUAUUAAAUAAGUAAGCGACGUAAAACGACGAUGUCAUUGGUUAAAAGCGAUAAAGCUGUGACCGAGAAACUCGAGAGUUCGAAAAAUAUAUUAGACGAAGAAACUUAUACAAAAGAAUUAGAAAACAUUAUUGAAAGAGACUUUUUUCCUGAUCUGCCAAAAUUAAAAGCACAAAUAGAAUACUUGGAUGCUUUACAAACUAAUGAUGCUGCUAAAUUAAGAGAAAUUCAAGUAAAAUAUUGUCCAAAGUCAAACAGACCUGGAACAUCCUUAAGUUCAUUAUGUAAUACACCAAGUACUUUUGAAACACCAAUAUCAAAAUGUAAUAAAUCUCCAGAAAGAAUCAGAGAUGAUGACAAUAUUAAUGAUGAAGAAUUGGAAUCCAAAAAUAAAGAAGAGAAAAAAGUUCCCCUAGAUGAAUUUUUGCAGAAAUAUACGAGUGAAGAUAAUGCUUCUUUUGAAGUUAUUAAAAAAGAGGCAGAAAAACAACAUAAACAAAAAUAUCCUUGGUUAUAUAAGGAUGAAUAUGAAGAGAAUAGCAAGUUACGCACAUUAUUAGCAAUACCACCUAAUGAAAGAAAAGAGAAAGACUUAGCUUUAUGGUCAUACAGAAAUAUGAAUGCACUGAUGUAUGUUCCAGAUGGUUGUGAACUUACUCCAGAAGAAAAACUAAAAUAUACAAAACAACAAGAAGUUGUUCAUGUAAAUUCUCGUUAUCAAACUCCUCCUUUUAAUGAUCAAAUUAAUAAAGCAGUCAUUGCAGAAGCAGCAUCAGUCCAGGCUAAAAUGAAAGAAGGCAAAGUUGGAAUAGAUGGAAAAGAAAUAUUACCUGAUGAGUCACCUAAAGUAAAUGGUUAUAGUUUUGUAGCAACUCCUUCCCCAGCACCAGGUGUUUGUGAGUCUCCUCUAAUGACUUGGGGAGAAAUUGAAGGUACUCCGUUUCGUCUAGAUGGCAGCAACACUCCUUUACCUCAAAAUGUAGGAGGACCACAAUUUAAAAUUCCAGACUUGCCAGCUCGUGAAAGAAUAGCCUUAUCUUUAGCAGAUAAAGUUGCUAAACAACAUAGAACAAAGAAACGAGAAGCCAUGCAGAGAGUACAUUCUACUCUUUUAAGUCCUUCAAAUCUCCGAACAAAUACUCCAAAAACGCCCGUAGAAAGAUUGAGUUCUAUGUCUCCCGCCGCGCAACAGUUAGCAUGUUCCAAACUCGGCAUAAAUCGUGGGACCGACAAGGCACUACGAGCAAGUUACAGUCCUUCCCCCAUCCAUAGUUCCUCCAGAGAGAAGACUCCUCUGCAAACACCAUCACCAACUAUUUCUUCCAGAAGCACUCCGGUCAGCAGCGAAAGACUCAAGAAGAUGGCAUCGGAAGAAAUUUCGCUGACGGACAAUCUCUUGAAGUUACCCAAGAGGCCCAAAGCCUCGGAUUUUUUCUGACGAACAUUCUACGGCGGUCGUAUCUACUUGUACAUAUAUAUACAGAUUAUGUAUUAUAUAAUCAAACACCUUGUAAAAUACAAAGUUAAGUUUCACUAUCAAAGAUAUAAAAAGACGAGUCAUUAGAUUUGAGUUUUAGCUUUUACGUAACAUCGUAAAUAUUGUAAAUGCCGUAACAUGACAAUCAAUACUAUUAGUGUUAUAAAAAGUAAUUUUUUAAUAUCGAUAAUUUGGAAUCUAUACCAAUUUAUUGUACGAAAAAUUAUUUCAAGAUAAUAAAAUUUUGAAAAUUACAUCUGCCACAAAAGUAAAUUAAAUGUAAUUUAUUUGAAAUAAUAUUUGUUUAAUUUAUAAAAUUUAUAUCUAAAUUUACAGUUAGUCAACAUUUAGAAAGCAUUGUAUAUAAUUUUAAAAAAUUGUCAAAUCAAAUAAAAUAUUAAGAUAAACAUAUCUGUCAAUUUAUACUAAAAUUAAUGCAUCGGUUCGAGUCAAACGGAAUUUUCGUAGAUUUAAAAAAUACGUAUUUGUAAAAUCAGUUUCCACAUACUUGGUUCCACGUGUCCGUUUCGAACAUUAAAUACGCAUCAGACACGUAUAUAAAAAUGUACCUCGAAAUCUUACGUCCAUAUUAUUAAUCGGAUUAAAUAAUUUUUCCUUUUCUUAAUGUCAAAAUAAUUUAUUUAUUGCCAAAUUAUGUAUUUUAAUAAAUUAAUUUUUACAAAUAUUUUAAGAUUUUAUAUCAGUUGUAUGUACAUUUUAAAA